This is a messenger RNA of Porites evermanni, 4949 nucleotides long. The record is from the annotation of a GenBank genome assembly. NCBI's taxonomy places the organism in Eukaryota, Metazoa, Cnidaria, Anthozoa, Scleractinia, Poritidae.
UCGUUAUUAGGAAAGACUGAGGAUCUUAUCCAUUCCCUGAACGCACUUCAGUUCCUCAAUGGUCCUUCGUUUGUGUUCGCCAAUCAAAGUUUUGGCUGGCAGGAGUUUUGUGUAUUGUAUGCUGAACCUGAGAACAUUUCUACCAUACGGUCUGGCUGGGAUACACUGGGACUCCGAAGUUACCUGUUUGAGAGCCCAGAGGAUCCGAAGAAGCAGCGGUCACCUCCGAAAGGCAUGCGUAGUGCUGUUCCCUUAGGAGGUCUUGGUAAGACACUGAUACCGUCACUAGAGGCAGGCAGCGUUACCUUUGUCUAGCCGAUGGGCAGCAUCGACGUUGUUGCCCAUCUGCUGGACAAGGGUAACGCAGACGCUGCUAACGAGAUUUUGUGAGACACACAAUAGGGCACUUCCGAGUUCCAAAAACCCUCACUUUCAAAAUGAGGCCAAGUGCAGAACCUUUCUUGUGAAAAUGAGUUUUAUUUGAAUGAGAAUGAAAAAUGAUUUCCAUAUCAAAGGCCAAGCACUUAAUCUCGUUUUGAUACAGAGGCCUGGGGGAACUCGGAAAUGGCCUAUUGGUAAGUUAUGAGCACGUUACAGACGGGUAAGAGGUAAAACUUACCUUUGAGUUUUCAGAACAAAGCGAGGGUCUUAUCAUGAAUCAGCUAACAUAGCUAAAAAAGUCUGACUGAGAAAGUAAACUCUUUUUAGUCGCUGAAUCAAGAAGCAUCCUCAGAAGAUCUUUUAGUUCCAUUUCCAUUGCAUUCUUUCACAUUUAAACAGCCCAGACAAUUUUCCAUGCAAAUAUUGCAAGUAAAUCAUAGAUCUGGAAAGCUGCCGUCCUUGUCACUUGGUUGGUGGAACAAACAAUUAAACAAAAACAAAACCUAUGGUACAUACAGUACAAAUUUAAAGAUCUACCGUUACCUUUGUAAAUUAGUCCUAGUCAAUCUUAUUGGACGGCCAUACCGGUGCCUGAAACUAUACCGUACCUUUAUCUUGUUGCAUCGGUUGUUAUUUAUGCAUACAACAAGACUUAUGCACAUCCAUGGCCUUUUCUUGCAUCCUUAAAACAUCUCUAAUCAGAUGUCCUGCUUUUACUCCGACAAGGUUUACAUAUUUUUUAUGUCGCAUGCCUCGCUAUAGAUCUUUCAAAACAGCGUGGGGGGCUUAAGUGGUUAGCUGCCCAGAGUUGUGCUGUUAGUCUUAUGUGCCUUAUGUGGCCUCAAACUUUCCUCAGACGUUUAUCCUCAACAUAACAUUUUCGCUCCCUCGACUACGUCUAAUAAGUAGGAGAAAGGAGCGUUGCUUAGUUAUGACUUGCUGUACUAUGUUAUAUCUUUUAGGUACGGGAUCAUUUGAGCUUCGUGGAGAUGGCUCUAUCCACGAGUGGACCAUUGAAAACCAGACUCCGGCAGGCUCGGCCAAGCUUAACUUCGCAGCACUUGAAUUAGCUGUGUUCAGUGUCAGGGUAAAGACUGGGACGUCAAGUUCAGCAGCAUUGCUGCGCACCCACCCCCCGAUGGGUUACCCCGGUAAUUUAAGAAGCUUUCAAGACUUUAGUGCCAGAAGCAAUUCUUAAGGCUGCGCAUUCUAUUUCUUACAAUGUUUCCUUUUCUAAACAUUCAUAUAUUUGAGUCAUUAGUGUCGUACGUAAUAAUUCAAAAGCCGCACCGCCCGUAAGUAACCGCCAGCUUCUAAUGAGAGUCGCAUUUGUAGCAAAAAUAUCACAAAGCGCCGGAUCCUGUCGAUGCAGCAGUUGUGGUUUUUAAUACGGAUAAUGCUGAAAAGUUAAUACCACUGAUAUUGACCUUUUUUUAUUGCGUCCUUUCUAUAUUGUAUCGUUUUUUUUUUCAAAAAAAAUCAAAGUAAUAAAAAAGGGAAAAUGACUCGGCACAGCUUCCCACCCAGAUGUUCUUAGGGUAUUGUCACGUGUUCCUUCCCCUCAAACUUUUGGAAGGAUUGCGUGACGAGCCAAAUUUGCAAAUAGAUAGUUCUAAAUAAGCGCCGCCCUCGAGUAGGCCCCCUACCGAAGAGUGAAAAAUUCGACAAGCGCACGGGUACUCUUUCGUGUAUACUUGUAGGGUUUUCAGUAGUUUCCUUUUUCCCUACCAGGUGUUGAUUCAAUAGGAUAUUCUGGCUCCUACCCAGUUUCCAAGUUGACUAUUAAAGACCAACGGUUUGGAGACGUCUUAUUGGACCUUUUCGCCUUCUCAGCCAUGAAACCACGUGAUUACAAAACAUCUGCUACUCCGGCCAUUGCUUUUACGUUACGCAUCCAUAACCCAACCAGGAAGUCUGUUCAAGUAUCAUUUAUGUUAAAUCUGCCUCUAGGUAUACAGCCAGACACAGUAAGACUUGGGAGCCCUGACAAAACCAUCAAAAGUACGAAUGUUAUACAGUGUUCGAGGGCUUGUAUUGAUAACAAACAAUGUAUGUCGUGGCAAAUGGCCAAAGAAAACAAGACAUGUCAGUUGUUCUAUCAGGUCCCUCCUCAUGCUUGGCAUACAGGUUUUAUUUCCGGUCAGAAAAGCACGUGGACAGCUCAUGAUUCAAUGCUAACGCUCAACAAGCCUGGGAACUAUCCUCAAAGCGGCAACACAACUAUUGCUACAGGCGGAAAGCGAGUUAGCCCUUCGUUUAUGGUCAGUGACAGUUUUGAACAAAUUUGGAAGCAAUUUGAGGAACAUGGCUAUCUUGUGUCAACAUCUAAAACAUUUGAGAGCGGUUUUCAUGGCGCUACGGCUGUAAACGUUACCGUGAAGCCUGGGAAAGAGAGAACGCUUACUUUGGUUUUGGGGUGGUUCUAUCCCAACAGAGAUUUCACGGGUAUGCUUUACAUUAACAAUUAUAGUUCCGCAGUAUGUUUAAAACGCACCAUCCGAAAGAAAUUGUAAAUUUAUACAGCGUAGAUCCUGACGAAACCAUUUCAACAGCAAAAUAUGAAAAUAGCUCUUGGAGCGAAGAGGGUCAAUUGACAUUUGUAGUGAAGCCGUUUCUCUGCCUAGAUCAGAAAAAAAAUCCCGGAAUACGUGUUUUAUUUAAAAUAAGGGGUUGUCCAUCCUUUUCUUCAGGAAGUGGGCGACGAUUAGAAAUGAAGGCGUAGCAGAUAUUCCUGAAGCAAAGUCUGCUGGAAGUUUCCGGGGAUUUUUUUUAAUACUCUCUAAGGCUAAAACCAUCCCAAUGACUGACUCGAAACAGUCUAUAAUGGCGUUUAAUAAGACUCAGUUUUCCAAUACAAAGAGCAAAAAUAAACCCUCCGCAUAAUCAAAAAAAGCAACCUUACGUUUUUUUUUAAUGUUCUAUUCUACACAGCGGAGAUUGUUGGUAAUUACUAUAGUAACCUAUACGAGCACAGUGAGGAGCCAGCCUCCUUCCUAUUACGUAACCUGUCCCCUACUCUGCAAGCUAUUUCCGCGUGGCACGCUUCUAUGAUAAUCGACAGCAACAGCAAGUCUGUCCAGACCCUCCCAGUUUGGUUACAAGAUGUCUUGGUAAACGGGUUAAGUUUCUGGCGAAGUGGCCUCUACCUCCGUGACGAAAGAUGGCGGCAGUUUGAAUCUUUAGACUGUAUUGAUAUUGAUUCAGUUCAUAACGAUUUUCAGCGAGAGAUUCCUUAUGUUUUGUUCUACCCUGACUUGGUUGAGAAUGUAAUGCGUGCUUGGGCAAAGUACCAGAGUGAUGACGGCCACAUUGUGGAAACUCUAGCUGCUGGAUGUUAUUCCCCUACUAGAAAAAUAGACAGGUGCGUUUAUGUAGCCUGAGAAAACAGUCGAUAUUUCGCAACGCAACCGGUGUUAGCACAGAAAUUCCGUACUGAUGACGUGUCAUUACCCAGAUCUGGAUAGUGCUUCUGACUGGUUAGAAAUUUGCUUUAUCCAAUCAGAAGGCGAAGCACUACCCAGACCUGGUUAAUGACACGUAAUCAGCAUGGAAUUUCUCCGCUCGUUUCUCAGAUCGACGUCAUUUCGAGGAGAAACAAGUGGUGACGUCGCGAAAUGUCGGCUGUUUUCUCAGGUUAGUUUAUGUUUUUCUGUUAGUAUCACAUUCCCUUUUCCUUCUAAACAGGACAAUUUCACAAACCCAUAAUUGGACUCCAGCUUACUAUAUUUAAGUGAUUUUUGUCAUGAUUUGCAAAAGAAAUUAAAAGACUGAAUGAUUCUGUUAGUUCGAGUCCACUGGAAUGCUUGGCUAGAUGGAGACAAAACCUUUGAUAUUGUAGAGCAGCCUCAUAAUCCAACAUCGAAUAACAGUAGAGUCAGAAGGAUGUAAAGUUGUACCAUACCUUGUUUAUGGCCGCAACAAAUCACUUUGCAAAUUCAUUAUGGUAGCUUAUGGGAAAGUUAAAAUGGACAAUAGGCUAUUUCAACAUCUUUUUUAAAACCUUUUUCAUCUGUCAGAAAAAAAAAUGUUUCGAACAAUAUUUACUUGGCACUUUUCUCGUCUACAGUGGUCCUCCAAAUCAGCGAAUUAUGGGCGAUGUCACUACGGUUUUCAUAACAGAAACCUACCAUAUUUAUCUGUGGACCAAUAACAGCGUUUUCUUAAAAGACAUGUGGCCGCACGUGAUUAAGGCGAUUGCUUGGAUGAUUGACGGAGGCACAAAAGGGACUGGUUUACCUUACAGACUACAGUGUACAUAUGAUCAGCUCUUUCUCAAUUUAUACGAUCACAACACCUUUAACAGUUUCUUGUAUGUCCUGGCCCUACGAGCGGCAAAGGAGCUGUGCAAGAUAAUGGACGAGUUGGAUUUGUUGAAGGAAGUUUCAGCAGCACUGGAGGUUGCAAAUUAUCGAAUAUCGGAAGAAUUAUGGAGCGAAGAAGAUGGUUAUUAUCACGCUUGGUGGGAUAAGGAGAAAGGUUCACCGUCCUGGCUGAUGAGUGAUUCACUGUACGCUCAAGUCUGGGCCUACACUCUGGGACUAGGACACUUGGACGAUCCAAAAAGGUUA